Messenger RNA from Pyricularia grisea, 1311 nucleotides. RefSeq lists its product as uncharacterized. Bases 1 to 1311 code for a protein of 436 amino acids. The record is from RefSeq and is a predicted model, not a curated record. Lineage: Eukaryota; Fungi; Ascomycota; Sordariomycetes; Magnaporthales; Pyriculariaceae. The transcript is spliced from 2 exons.
AUGUUUCUCCUCCUGCUUGCCACCAAAGUCCUUGUCUGCCAUCUUGCUUUGGCAUCAGCAAAGGCCAUAGCAGACAACGUAUGGCAAGACACGCACAACACCAGCCAUUCCAAUCAGCAAGAGCCAAUCAAGUCAGCAUGGGUCAUCACACCAGAAACGUCCAUUACCCGAGACGGUCACUUCACGGUAGAUGCGGAUGAUAUUGUCACCGUAUCAGUCCCCAACGGCACUCGUUGGCAUGCGGAUGGAUUAGAAGUGGUCAAAUCGGGAAAAAGCUCCAGCAUCGGCGCAACAGCUAGACUAAAAAAUCUCAACCUCCAAGCCCACAAUGGUUCCAUUGGUCUCUUCGCCCAUGGCAAUGCCGCCAUUGUUUUGAGCGACUCCCAGAUGCUUAGCAGCGGCCCAGUCGGACACUCGGUCUUUGCUACAGCUGGCAGCUUUAUCCACAUGAGCGGUAUAUCAGCCGUAACUACAGGCCCCCGGAGCAGCAUCGCGGCUGCAUCAACCAUGCGCUCCCGUAUCCAGAUAGAAAGCUCAGAAGCACUCACUACUGGGCCCGGGAGCCCAUGCCUAUUCAGUCUGGGUGGUGCUUUGAAUGCCCAACAAUUCAGAUGUGUCUCAGUGGAAAGCCCAUUCCUUGUAGUCGACAGUACAAAUGCUGUUUGGCAAGACCAUAUAGCAGUCACUCUGGAUCAAGUUGAGGCCGCAGCAGGCGGGUUUGCGACCAUCGUCAUGUUUGACAAUACAACCCGUCUGAACCUGCGACCUACACCCCAGCUAAGGUUAAGGGAUACGACUCUAACUGCUGUUCAGCCGGAAGCGGUCGGGAUGUGGUUCGCCAACACUUGGGGGAGAGUUGACAUAGCGCAGAGCACAAUCAUCGCCAAUGGUACUCUGGUCCGAGCUGUCGCCGGUAUGCCUGUCCCACAUGACUUGAGCGAAUUCGGAAAGAGGCAGUCCGGAGACGCGAGUACAGCUCUCAUAAUCAAUGUGGUUCAAUCCUCCCUUAGAGGUGAUGUCGUGCUCAGCGGCAAGGGUGCCAUCGACUGGCGACUGACGGAAAUGUCUGAAUGGAUUGGUUCGGCCGUGGAGGGACACAGUGACAGCAACGUCGAUAUCAGUGUCUCUCAAAACUCUAUAUGGAGGUUGACAAAUCAUACACACGUCCACAAAUUCAUGAACGACGACCCGACGCUCGGAAACAUUGAUAGUCAAGGCUUCAACUUGACCUACUGCAAGAAUGUGUCCAACAUUGCAGUUCCGGUUUCUGCCCUCGCAGGCGGCGGGUUUGCUGUUGGUCUACCGGAGUGA